Cryptomeria japonica (Japanese cedar) is the source of this 441-nucleotide messenger RNA. RefSeq names its product brassinosteroid-responsive RING protein 1. NCBI's taxonomy places the organism in Eukaryota, Viridiplantae, Streptophyta, Pinopsida, Cupressales, Cupressaceae. The transcript has a single exon. Bases 1 to 441 code for a protein of 146 amino acids. Gene Ontology annotation, biological process: protein ubiquitination. The record is from RefSeq and is a predicted model, not a curated record. Gene Ontology annotation, molecular function: ubiquitin protein ligase activity.
AUGGGAUUUCCAAUGGGUUUCCGUAAUAUCGAUAUACCCAGAUCGCUGCUGUACACAGCAUCAGCCAUGGCCUAUAUAAACAACCUCAUAUAUUUCUUUCUUUCACUUCUCACACUCAGCAGGCUGCCACAAGAUGACAGCUAUUUGUGGCCAGAAUUUCAAGAAAUUCAUUCUCCCAUUUCCCCCACAUCAGGUGAGAUGAUAAAGAACAGUUUGCCUGUCAUUACAUUCCGAAUCGUUGCAGAGAAGCUGACUGACAGCGAGGAGGAUUUUGGGUGCGCAGUUUGCUUGAGCUCUCUCAAAGAAGAUGACGAAAUCCGAGAGCUGUGUAAUUGCAAUCACAUAUUUCAUAGAAAUUGUUUGGAUAAAUGGAUUGAUAACUAUCAGGACACCUGUCCUUUCUGCAGAUGUCCUCUUCUUCCCCCACCUGAACAGUCUUGA